Messenger RNA from Trichomonas vaginalis G3, 468 nucleotides. RefSeq names its product transcription-initiator DNA-binding domain ibd family. The record is from RefSeq and is a predicted model, not a curated record. The coding region runs from base 1 to 468 and encodes 155 amino acids. Lineage: Eukaryota; Parabasalia; Trichomonadida; Trichomonadidae. The transcript has a single exon.
AUGAAUAACCUGAUGCUAUAUGGGGGCCAAGUUCCUCAAGAGUUUUGGCUCUUGAACUAUUAUGAUAAGCAACAAUUCUUACAACUCAGAGCAACCCUCUGUCAGAUGUCUUCAAAAAUUAAAAGAAACAAGAAAAUAUCAAAGUUUGCUGAAGCUUUAGAAAUCAUUAAGAGAUGGGCAAUUCGUGGUGAUUAUGAAGAUCAUAAAAGGUGUCUUGCUUGCGGUGUUUUAUGGUUUGAUCAAGAAAUCGCUAUAAAUACUCAGCAAUUGAAGUUUUUAUUAUUCAAAUGCAAAUCAUCGAUAAAUUCUACACUCCAUGACAGUGGCUUGCAACCAGCUCCACGUGAAGCUCUUCAAAAGUUGCUCAUGGAAAGAUACCCAUAUUUGAAAAACAAUAUGGGAGAAAUAAGAAAAUGGACUUUACGAACAUAUCAACCACAACAGCAGACAGCAGGAACAAGCCCAUAA